Molecule: messenger RNA, 735 nt
Organism: Penaeus indicus
Lineage: Eukaryota; Metazoa; Arthropoda; Malacostraca; Decapoda; Penaeidae
Product: alpha-2C adrenergic receptor-like
Exons: 2
Coding region: 1-735 (244 amino acids)
Biological process (GO): adenylate cyclase-activating adrenergic receptor signaling pathway
Cellular component (GO): plasma membrane
Molecular function (GO): G protein-coupled receptor activity
Source: RefSeq, a predicted model, not a curated record
AUGGAUCUCGCGUCCAAUUUCACCGGCGCAGGAGUGGACGACUCCUCCAGCAUCCUUGAGUACAUCGAGGCUCUGGACCAGGAGCUGGAGGGCUUCGCCGGGAACAACUCCUUGGGCCUGUACAACGACACGUUCAAUGGCACAUUCUGGGUGUAUCCGUGGGGGGCGUCCAUGUACCCCUCGGGAUACAGCACCCUGGAAAUCGUCAUCAUUACAGUCAUCAUCACCGUGGCCAUGAUCGUGGUAGUGGUCGGGAACAUGCUGGUCAUCAUCGCCAUCGCUACGGAGAAGGCGCUCAAAAACAUCACAAACUGGUUUAUCGCCUCCCUGGCCGUGUCGGACUUCCUGCUCGGCCUGGUGAUCAUGCCCUUCAGCCUGGCCAACCUCCUCAUGGGCUACUGGAUGUUCGGCGACCUGUGGUGCGAGCUCCACGCGGCCAUUGACGUCCUCCUCUCAACCGCGUCCAUCAACAACAUCUGCCUCAUUUCCCUGGACAGGUAUUGGAGCAUCACCCACGCCGUCGCCUACCUGAAGAAGCGGACACCGGAGAGGGCGGCCAUCAUGAUCGUGGCCGUGUGGCUCUUCUCUGGCCUCGUGUCUAUCCCGCCCUUGCUCGGAUGGAAGGAGGUGCGGGCGCCCGAGGACUUCCCCAAAUGCACGAUAGGCCUUUCAUCCGCAUAUGGAGGACUUGAUGCAAACGCCAAAUUCGUUAUUAUGUAUUUUGCUGUUCUCUGA